AUGAACUGGAUGAAAAGCUGCACCUCCUUGCGACUACUGACCGGCUACAUCACGCCUACGUACGCGCAGCUCUGGCAUGGCACGAGUUUCUCCAAGACUGUCGUCGCAUUUUCGGCCUCUUUGAUCGGUGGCGGGUUCCAGCGCGUUCGGGAGUACGCCCAGCUGGCACCAGAGAAAGAUUGCGUUACCAAGAGCAGCGAGUACGUGCCAGCAAAUUGGCCAAAAACUGGUGCCGUAGAAUUGCGGAAUGUCACAGUUCGAUACAACCCUGAUGGACAGGACAUCCUAAAGAGCAUCUCUUUGAGAAUUGAGCCUGGCGAGCGCAUUGCAAUCGUUGGCAGAACCGGCAGCGGGAAAAGCACACUGAUUUCAUCUCUCCUCAGGUUUGCAAAUGUCGUAUCUGGCCAAAUACUCCACGAUGGAGUGGAUCUUCACGCGAUUCCACACAAGCGUCUACGACAAUGCAUUUCCACGAUUCCACAAGAGGCACAACUAUUUCAAGGAACUCUUGCUUCUUACCUCGACCCUUCCGAAACGGUUCCAGAAUCAGAACUUCAGAACGCCUUAGAUGUGUGCCAGCGCAUUCUUCAAUCAGCAGACGAGGCGGGGGAGAGGCUUACGCUAUCAACCAUAGUGAAGUCUAAGGGCGAGAACUUUUCCCACGGCCAGCGGCAGGUACUCUCGCUAUGUCGCGUGCUGAUCCGCCAUUCUAAGCUUAUUCUUCUAGACGAGGCAACGUCAAGUAUGGAUGCACGCACUGACGCUAGUGUGCAAGAAGCACUUCGCACUGAGCUCUCUCGUAUAGGCGGCAAAAAUAGGGUUCUUAUAACUGUGGCUCACCGGCUGCAGCAUGGACUAUGA
Beauveria bassiana ARSEF 2860 is the source of this 861-nucleotide messenger RNA. RefSeq names its product ABC transporter. Gene Ontology annotation, cellular component: fungal-type vacuole; membrane. Lineage: Eukaryota; Fungi; Ascomycota; Sordariomycetes; Hypocreales; Cordycipitaceae. Bases 1 to 861 code for a protein of 286 amino acids. Gene Ontology annotation, molecular function: ABC-type peptide transporter activity; ATP binding; ATP hydrolysis activity. The record is from RefSeq and is a predicted model, not a curated record. The transcript has 3 exons. Gene Ontology annotation, biological process: transmembrane transport.